AAGUACACUCACAUUUGCUUGCACUUCACUCUUACCAGAGCAAUGACAGAAGCAUCAAGAAGGUAUGCACUUGUAACAGGAGCUAAUAAGGGAAUUGGUUAUGGAAUAUGCAAGAAAUUGGCUUCAAGUGGUGUUAUGGUAGUUCUUACUGCUAGAAAUGAGAAAAGAGGUUUAGAUGCUGUAGAAAGUUUGAAAGAGUUAGGUCUUUCUGACUUUGUGGUUUUUCAUCAACUUGAUGUCACUGACCCUAUAAGUGUUUCUUCUUUAGUUGAGUUCAUCAAAAUCCAAUUUGGGAAGCUUGAUAUCUUGGUGAACAAUGCUGGUGUUGCUGGAGGAAUAGUGAAUGGAGAGAAUGUUGUUAAAAUGGUAAGGGGUGAAAUAUCUGAUUGGAAUUUAGCACUGCGUCAAACUUAUGAAUUAGCCGAAGAAUGUGUUGAAAUAAACUUCUUUGGUGCUGAAAGAGUAACUGAAGCUCUUAUUCCCCUGCUCCAGUUAUCUACUUCACCCAGAAUUGUCAAUGUCUCCUCUAGACGUGGAAAAUUUAAGUUUAUGCCAAAUGAGUGGGUAAGAGGAGUAUUUGAUGACAUCAAAAACGUUACAAAUGAAAAACUUGGUGAAGUGCUUAGAGAGUUUCUGAAAGAUUACAAAGAAGGAGCAUUGGAAACAAAAAAUUGGCCAACGUUUGUUUCUGGUUACACAAUGGCAAAAGCAGCUUUAAAUUCUUACACAAGGUUGCUAGCUUUGAAGCUCCCUCGUUUCCGCAUAAAUUGUUUAUGCCCUGACUUUGUUAAGACUGAUAUUAAUGAGAUGAAAGGGUUUUUAAGCAUUGAUGAAGGCGCUGAAUGUCCUGUUAACCUAGCAUUGUUGCCAGAUGAUGGCCCUUCUGGUCAAUUUUUUUUACAUGAUGAAGUUAUUUCAUAUUAAUAAUCCAUCAACUUUGUCCCUAAAUCAACACUCUCUCUCCAAUUUUAUCCUUAAAGUAUAUACAUAUAAUGUAACAAUCAAUACUUAAAGUAUAUGAAGUUCGUCAAUUUAGUCUUUAAUAUUAAGAUGUUAAGGACUAAAUCCACUUGGAUUGGUGAUGGUAUUGGCGAGAUUUAGAAAUGUGCUCCUCCUUGAGGUCUCGGUUCAAUUCUCUUCAAUACCAAUUAAGGUGGAUUAAUUUAGUUUUUUCAAAAAAAUAUGUUAAAGACUAACAUGAUGAAUUUUCAAAUACUUUAGGUCAAAAUAAACUAUUUCAUACGUACUACUACUUAUUAUUUUUAUAUAUUUAAGGACUAAAUUGGAGAUAGAAUAUUAAUUUAGGGACAAUGAUUUCUUUUGGAUUCAUAUGACUGCCCUGCUUGUGGCCUAUUAUAUGUGUUGUUUAUGAUACUAGCAAAGUUUCUGAAUGUGACUGUAUUAAAUAGUAA
Medicago truncatula (barrel medic) is the source of this 1412-nucleotide messenger RNA. RefSeq names its product (+)-neomenthol dehydrogenase. Gene Ontology annotation, molecular function: oxidoreductase activity, acting on the CH-OH group of donors, NAD or NADP as acceptor. The record is from RefSeq and is a predicted model, not a curated record. Lineage: Eukaryota; Viridiplantae; Streptophyta; Magnoliopsida; Fabales; Fabaceae. The transcript is spliced from 5 exons. Gene Ontology annotation, cellular component: membrane. Bases 43 to 924 code for a protein of 293 amino acids.